ACAGCAAUGUCAUUGGUGAGGAAUAAUGAGAAGAGUGAAGCUCGUUUUACUUGCUCUCGUAAAUAAUCAAAGUACUAGUCCACAAUAGAUUCCAUUUGCUAACUCUGCUAUUAAGACGCAGAUAAUAAAUAAGGAAUAUGUCACCUGAAUAUUUCUUAUCAACGAACGUCAAAAGCGUACUUUGUAAGAACCCCUAAAAACACGUUGGCAAUUAUCACAAGAUUACAAAGUUCAAUCCUGCACAUCUCGAUUAUUAAUCGACUCGCUUUCACUUGUCAAACUUGAGAGUUGACCUUCAGCUCAAAUCAGUAGAGGGAUAGAUAUAUCAUCUCUCGAAGCCCGCCCAUAAAAACAAAUUAACGAAAUGGAUAUAGUUUUCGAUAAUGUGUGCCUAUCCUAUGGACGAGGUAAGAAACGGUUCUCAGCCUUGAAGGGCGUUUCGCUACGUGUGGAUCGAGGAACCAUUUACGGCUUGGUGGGACCCUCGGGCAGUGGAAAAACCUCUAUUCUAUCUUGUUGCUUGGACCUGAAUCAACCAGAUUCCGGGAGUGUCAGCAUUGCCGGGAAAAAUCCGGGCGACCAAGAUUUAGGGAUUCCUGGACCCACGGUGGGAUAUAUGCCACAAGAGCUCUCAGUUCACGCCUUUUUCAACCCGCGUGAGAUCCUUCACUAUUAUGGACAGAUUUUCAACGUCCAGGAAUUGGACUCUCGGGUGACAACGGUUUUGGGGUUGCUCAACCUGGAUCGUGACGGUUUGGAGCAACGUCAAAUCUCGUUUUUGAGUGGAGGACAGAAACGACGGGUGUCCUUGGCUUGUGCAAUGGUUCAUAAUCCUCGAUUAUUGAUUCUUGAUGAACCAACAGUUGGCGUGGAUCCUCUCCUACGCAGAGCGAUAUGGACCGAGUUGAAUAUCUUGGCGACGAGUGGAACCACGGUCCUCAUCACCACGCAUUAUUUGCAAGAAGUGGCAUCUGCCUCAAAGGUGGGAUUUCUGAGGGACGGUAGGAUGCUUGUGGAGGAUGACCCUCAGAAGUUGAUGUCCCAAAGAAACGAAACCUCCCUUGAAAAGAUAUUUCUUGACCUUUGCUUGGUUGAGGAUCCAAGUCCAUCUUUACUUAGUUUUUCCGUGGAAAGUGGUGAUGCUUUCGAGCUCAAGCCUUUGUCAUGUGGUUCAGCUUCGAGCUUCGGAUCUUCCAAUAAGCCACAACCAACCCAAGAACGGGAGGAACUAGUUGUCAACCCCUCAUUCGGUAGUGUUUUGAAGCCUCUCAUUCGUAAGAACAUGAAGAUUCUACAAAGACAUACAGUCCUGUUGUCUUUCCAAGCGAUUCUACCACUUUUAACUUACAUAAUGUUUCUCGUAUGCAUUGGAAGACCUUUGCAUGGUCUAGACUUGGGAGUUGUGAAUGAAGAAAGUGCAUGUGACCCUCAAGAAAGAACAAAUUUGACUUGCCUCUCUAUGGACCUUCAAAUGGUCUUAGAUAGAGAUUAUAGCUUGGGUGAAGAUGUUUCGUGCCAUGUGAUAGUCAAUUUGGAUCCUCACAUAUUUCACUUGAAGCAUUUCCAAUCGUUUGAAACUGCCAAAGAAUCUGUCAUUCUCGGGAAAGCCCAUGGAUUUGUGCAGUUUCCCUCCGACUUUUCGAUUGGGCUUGAACAAAGAAUUGCCACCCUCAUCGACAUGGACAAUGUUCAUGGGGUGGAUAUUUUGAACCAGGCCAGAAUCUUUGUCUACAUGGACGCAUCCAGCGUGAAAGUGCUAGCCUCCUUACAAGAGCACCUUCUAUUGAGCCUGCAAAAGUUUUUCCACCAAUAUGGUGAAUCAUGUCACCUGGAACCAUUGAUCAGGAUGGUUUCAUCCCCUGGGAUUGCACUUCAUUCCCUGAAUCCCGAGUUUCGGCACAACGAUUACGACCUGUCAGAGCUGAUGUUCCCCGGGAUGAUGACCUUACUGCUUAACCUUCUCCCUAUGGCGCUCACAGCAGAUCAGCUGAUGACCGACAAGGAAGCAGGGUUGCUGCUCAGAGAUUUCGUAUGCCGAGUUCCAUUCUCUGCUGUCAUUUUCACACAAAUCAUCUGCCAAUUGGUGGUGGUCAUCGUUCAACUGGUGUCGUCCUUGAUCUUGGUGGUCGUGUUAUUCCCAACAACUUCUUUUGGAGUGAUACUCUUUGCCGGGUUUCUCUUAUUCCUUCAAGCAUGUUGUGGCAUGGCUUUGGGAGCGUUUAUUUGCUCAUUAUGCCGUUCCAGGGACCAGGUGAUCCAAGUGGGAAUGGCAGUGGUCAUGCCAGCCUUUAUUGUUUCUGGUAUUCUAUGGCCAAGAUCCACAAUGCCGCAAGUGCUUCAAGUGAUAUCAGCGGUAAUCCCAACUACAUUUGCUUGUGACAUCAUGAAGAGCAUCAUUCUCAACAACACCGUAUUGGUCAAUGGCCUUUGGAAAGCCAUUCUCUUACCGUUGGUUGGCACUGUCACUUUUUUCUUUGCUUGCCUUUUCAUGGUUUCAAGAGUGGGCAUUAAAUGAGAACGACCCUUGA
Molecule: messenger RNA, 2528 nt
Organism: Tigriopus californicus
Lineage: Eukaryota; Metazoa; Arthropoda; Copepoda; Harpacticoida; Harpacticidae
Product: ABC transporter G family member 20-like
Exons: 2
Coding region: 365-2515 (716 amino acids)
Cellular component (GO): membrane
Molecular function (GO): ATP hydrolysis activity; ATP binding; ABC-type transporter activity
Source: RefSeq, a predicted model, not a curated record